GGAACACUACGCAAGACUGUACCUAUAAUUGUCACAGCAUCCCGAAGGGCACAAUGGUUACUUACAACAUAUGGCGAGUACACCAUGACGAAUCGUUUUGGGAGAAUCCCUUCACAUUCGAUCCAACCAGAUUCUUGGAUGAACAUGGAAAACUGCUGCCACCGGAGGAUGAAAAACGUCAUAGACUGUUGACGUUUGGCAUCGGAAAGCGAUCUUGUAUUGGCGAGAAUCUCGCCCGAGCAAGGAUAUUUCUUGGACUGACGUCCAUACUACAAAACUUCGACCUGACUCGUGAUCCAUCGGAACCUUUCCCUUCAUCCGACCCCCGUACAUACGAGAUUACAUUUUUCUUAAAACCACCUUCUUACAAGCUACAGUUCACACCAAGACACUGAGAGCCACAAUACGCUCACUUUAUCACAUAUCCUUUGAGAUUGAUCGUAAGUGGUGGAGUUCCCAUCGUGAAUGCGCCCAUUGUCAAAAUAUUGACAGAUGGUCACUUCUUGCCGUUUGUUAUUUUCUCGAAAAUGUUUCGUUAUAAACUGUAAAUUUUUCAUUUAACUCGUCAAUCGAGACUGUUCGUUUCACAUAGUGCCAUUUUUGUUACUUGACCAGCAUGUAUUCUUUCGCUUUCAACAGCGGUCUCCAAGUUUUUUUGUUACAUUUUUAUUUGGUAUAUAAUCAUAUCUAAAUGUAUGAUAAAGAAUUUCCAUGACCCUAAAUAGUUUUGGAUACUUUUGUUUAUAUUCUUUAAGAUUUUGCAAACACGAAAAAAACUACUUUUUAAAAACAAGCGGUAGUGAACCGUCCCUGUGUGCUAGGUAGGGAGAAUUUACUUUUCAAGGUUUUACAUUUGUAAUGAAAUAAUUUAAUUUUCCGGAAGACAACUACACAAUAAGUAUAUAAUAAUUAGGUUAUUCCAUGUGUGUCGUGAAAUACCAUGUUUCUCUCAUCUCGUGGCGGGGGAAAAGGAGAUACUCCACUCGUGAAAAUAUCUCCUCCGUCACUUGGUGAGAGAAACAUGAUAUUUCACUUGACUCAUAAAAUAACCUCUAUGACCUCGUUCAUAUUUAUGACAUACUUCAGCUGGAGGACUUAAUAUAAACCACAGUGCUAUUCUGUGCAAGUGGUCCAUGUACCGGUUAUAUUAUUUCUAUCCUUUUCGCAGAUCGAUGUAGAUACGUCUCAAAAGAACACCAAAAUGAAUGGUUAUUGUAACGAACAUGAUAUGAAUCAGGUCAUCCAUCCUAGUUAACAGAAGUAGGAGAAAGAAAAUUGACCAUUGGAUUGAUCCGUUUAUUCUUAUUUCGAAUUGAAUAUAUGACGGUAAUAGAAUUGAGCUAUAUAUAGAGAGAGAGUGUGUAUUUUAGAGAUGGAGUUUUCAUACAAAUGCUUUAUCUUGAUGGACUAUAUGUAUAUACUUCUUAAGGAAUGUACUUGGCAAAUUAACUUGACGUAAAUAAAAGCAUAGUAAUAAGGCAAUAAGAAAAUAUACAGGUAAACUAAACCUGAGAAAAGCCACGUUCCAGAAAUCAAUUUGAUAGCACAUACUAUAAAUAGAUUGUAUAUUUGUCACAGAGCUAAUUUGGCUCUUGCCAUUUUGUAACACGUCAUGUUAUAGAGAGAAUAAGAAAAGAAAUCUACUUUUUACCAACAAGAAUAUAUCUAUUACGAAUAAAAAGCAAAAAGAUCCAUAAGAAAUGUAUUCUCAAAGCAGAGUCCAUUGUACAUAUCCAACUAUAUCAUAAGUAUCUCUCUUUAACAUUGAUGAUACCAGGUGCUAAUGAAAAGGUGAGCGUAUCCUGCCCAACCUGUCGUAUCCGUCACAAACACAUGCAAAGGCGAGGCAAAUACUCGCCUGGAAAAAGACAACAUAUGAUACAUGUCAAAAUAGGGAAUUGAAUUGAAUUAUAUUGAUCAGUAAUGUGUCAAAUUUGGAAAAAAAAUUACACAUGUCUACAAUAAAACACUUUGAAAGCAGUACUUGAGGCCUUAAUGCUGUGAACCUGAUCCUGAUCAAACAAUAUUUUAGCAAGUCAUGUGACGUUCUUUGAAAUAUUCGUACAAAGAACAUGCGCGAUUGUACCUGUCAAGACACCUUUAGAUUGGAGUUGCUGUAAGUUACUUACAUAAUAAACAUGAACAAAUUGUCU
Haliotis rufescens (red abalone) is the source of this 2153-nucleotide messenger RNA. Its product is annotated as steroid 17-alpha-hydroxylase/17,20 lyase-like. Lineage: Eukaryota; Metazoa; Mollusca; Gastropoda; Lepetellida; Haliotidae. The transcript is spliced from 3 exons. The record is from RefSeq and is a predicted model, not a curated record. Gene Ontology annotation, molecular function: oxidoreductase activity, acting on paired donors, with incorporation or reduction of molecular oxygen; iron ion binding; heme binding. The coding region runs from base 54 to 395 and encodes 113 amino acids.